Molecule: messenger RNA, 1660 nt
Organism: Aspergillus versicolor CBS 583.65
Lineage: Eukaryota; Fungi; Ascomycota; Eurotiomycetes; Eurotiales; Aspergillaceae
Product: GMC family oxidoreductase
Exons: 2
Coding region: 1-1596 (531 amino acids)
Molecular function (GO): flavin adenine dinucleotide binding; oxidoreductase activity, acting on CH-OH group of donors
Source: RefSeq, a predicted model, not a curated record
AUGGCACCCGCCGCUCUCCCACAAUCCGCCGACUACGUGAUAGUGGGCGGGGGCACCUCCGGCCUGGUGCUUGCAUCCCGACUGUCAGAAGACCCAAACGUCAACAUUGUGGUCCUUGAAAGUGGCCCUGAUCGAACGACUGACCCGGAAGUCCGCGACCCGCUUGUCUGGCGAGCACUUAGUGGAUCGGAUCUGGACUGGAAACCCCGGACUACCCCGCAGGGAGGUCUGAACAACCGGACACUGGACCAUCCGGCAGGGAGAGUGCUUGGUGGAUCUUCUACGAUCAACGGAUUGGUACUGACAUCGCCGUCGCCGGCGGGAAUGGAUGCGUGGGCGAAACUUGGAAAUCCCGAUUGGACGUGGGAGACGUUCAAGCCGUAUCUGCAGAAGUCGUACACAGUUCCGGGAAAGGCAGUCGAAGGGGUAAUCAAGACCAUGGAGCCGACGCUGGUGGACGGUGUGGACAAUACCCUCGUGCAGGCCUGGAUUGAUGCCCACGCGGAAGAAGGCUACCUGAAGGCAACGGAUUUCGAGGGCGAAGAGAGGACGAUUGGAGUGAGGCCCUUUACAGCUACGAUUGACCCUGCAACUGGAACUCGCAGCAGUGCAGAUAACACGUAUGGUGCUGUUGCAAGUGCUUGUCCAAACGUGACCAUCGUCACUGGAGCUACUGUAAAGAGAAUAUUGUUUUCUGAAGGUAUCACUGCGUCCGGAGUCAAGGUCGACUAUAAGGGAUCGAGUGUGACGGUUGGGGCAGUGAAAGAAGUUAUUCUUGCUGCUGGCGCCUUUCAUACUCCGAAACUGCUUGAGCUGUCUGGCGUGGGAGACACGGAAAGAUUGAAGUCACUGGGAAUCCCGCCCGUCUUGCAUAGUUCAGGUGUAGGCGAGAACCUCCAAAAUCACACAAUGGGAGUAAUACCAGUGCCUUUAAAGGACAAUCCUGACCUUGCGGAUGUGAAACCGGGAAUCCAGGCACUGGCAUUUAGACAGCUGGAUCCGAAUGAUAUAACCGAGGUACUCAAACAGAAACAGGAAUGGAAUGGCGAUGAGGAAGUCAUCAAAUCACUGCUCCAGUCCCCGAAUGAGGCAUCCGCAUAUAGCCUUAUCGGCAUGAUGCAAAACCUGGCUAUUGUUGUGGUGAUGCUCACCUUCCCUUUCUCCCGAGGCAGCGUUCACAUCAGAUCUGCAGACCCUGGCGCUCCACCAAUAAUUGACCCACGCCUUCUCAGCAACGAUUUAGACAUCGAAUUCCUGGCGCGACAUGUACAGGCUUUACGAAGACUUCUCUCUUCUCCUGCUUUUCAACCGCUUUUACAAUCCCCUCGGGAACCUUCCGAGUUGGCGAAGCUCAAGACGACACUCCGCGAAUCCAUGGCCAGCACGGCACACCACGCCUGUGGCACAGCCGCCAUGCUCCCAAAGGAACAUGGAGGCGUCGUCGACCAGGACUUGAAGGUAUACGGGACAACAAACCUGCGGAUUGUCGAUGCGAGUAUCUUCCCGCUUAUUCCGCAUGCGAAUCCAAUGGCGACGGUUUACGGCGUUGCUGAGCGCGCGGCGGACCUGAUCAAGGGUGCCAUAGGUGAUAAUUAGAUAAUACAUAUCAUUUUCUAAAAUCGUCUAUUGUAGUUCUCACAACCAAUGCGAAGGUGACUCG